CUCGUUGUAAAUUUGUGAGAUUAAUUGACGACAAAUAUAACAGUUGAAGUAACACUUGCUAGUAGCUGUUGAGGUAUUCUCACUUGGAGUCAGGACUUGUGACAAAUGUGGUGGGGAUAGGGAAUUUGGAUCGGAUGAUCCAUCACAAUUUACGCACGUGUCAAGAAAAUCGUUACUACAUUGAGAAUCGACAUAGAUAUAAGACACAGAAUCCGCAGGUAUUUAUGGGAUUCGUUUUGUCUGAUUAAAAGGACUGUGAUUUGAAACUUCAAUAUGCGCCAUCAGUUAUAUUUUUGGUUCAAUGUUGAAGCAGGACUGCUUAUCCUGAUUGCUGUGACUUUGGAUGUUGUUUUACCGUUUGGUUUCCAUAAUAUUGGAAUUGUCGCACCAAAAACGAGGGAUUCGACCUUUUUGGAUCCUCUACUUGGGCCUUAUAAAAAGGAAACAAAUGAAAUACCUGUUUGGAAAAAGUUUCACUUUUGGAAAAGAAAGAGAAAUGAUUUGUAUGAAAAUUCAUUUCAUGGAAAAGAAUUUCAGUCGGAUAAUAAACCUAAUACGUUUAAUACUAAUUCAGAGGUGUUAUUCAACGAACCCAAACUCUAUGAUCCAUUUGAUCUGGAAGAUUUUCCAAGUACACCAAAUGAUGAUCUUAAUCCAGAUUUGGAUUUUAAUAACAUGCUAUCAGAUGCACCAUCCUCUGAUAUGGGUGAUUCAGGUGUUUGGCACACCUAUGAACAAGGAACAAAUUCUGAAAACCUACUGUCCAACCUCCUUUUACAAGGCAGUGAAGACCAGUACAAUACUGAAGGUCUCCAAACGAAUGAGAAAAAGACGAGAAAUCCUCUAACUCAGAGAGAAGGAUAUUUUCCAUCCGGGGUAAAUUGUGCUAAAACCAUUUCACUUACCGGAACGACCAAGUGUUUGCAUGACGAAGAUUGUAAAGAUUGUUAUGGUUUCGUUUUUCAUUGUGAAAGCAAUUUCUGCAAGCUUGGACCUCGGUCAAGUUGUUCUGAAGGCUGCGCAGACUUGACAGACACAUUUCCAUCUUUUUCUCUAAAGAGAUGAAUACCUCAGAAAAAAGAACAACUUGGCAACUUGGAAUGAAGGAAAAAAUGUCAGAUGGAACACAGAGAGGCUAAUGACUUUCAAAAUUUGAAUAUAAUGUCUUUGUUUUGUAUUUAUUGUAGGAGCUCAUUAUAUACUAUUACUGAAAAUAAUAGGGUAAAAUAAAUAUAAUUACUUAAAACAUCACAGGCUGUGAAAUUUCGUCUCAAUUGAACGCAAGUAAAACAUGAGUACAUCCGCCAUUUGUGAAAAUAAAGAAUUAAGAACAAUUUUUAAAGAAAUUUCGGGUAUCCCGAUUGAUGUACGUUUUCUUGAAAUAAACAUAAUGUUUGCAUUGUUUUUUUUUAAUUCAUCAUUAUUAUUUAACACAAUAAUUGUAUACAUUAUUUAUUAACACAUUGAGAUGUCUUACCGCCUCUUUAUUCAUGCCACUAUUUUGUGCCCUCGGAAAGAAUGUGUGCUCUGUCACAUACUUUCUUCUUGCAUAUAUCCCUUGCACAAUUAAUGUUUUCAUAUUUAUGUCCAAUUUGAACCAUGCAAAGAUAUAUGCCAUUAAUGUCUAUUGUUUUAUGAUCACCGCAAUGUUUCAAAUAUCUA
Saccostrea echinata is the source of this 1662-nucleotide messenger RNA. RefSeq lists its product as uncharacterized. NCBI's taxonomy places the organism in Eukaryota, Metazoa, Mollusca, Bivalvia, Ostreida, Ostreidae. The transcript has 4 exons. The record is from RefSeq and is a predicted model, not a curated record. The coding region runs from base 274 to 1065 and encodes 263 amino acids.